Messenger RNA from Hippopotamus amphibius kiboko, 2550 nucleotides. It is a transcript of the gene NRG3, whose product is annotated as neuregulin 3. The transcript has 9 exons. The coding region runs from base 1 to 2112 and encodes 703 amino acids. Lineage: Eukaryota; Metazoa; Chordata; Mammalia; Artiodactyla; Hippopotamidae. Gene Ontology annotation, biological process: animal organ development; nervous system development; intracellular signal transduction. The record is from RefSeq and is a predicted model, not a curated record. Gene Ontology annotation, molecular function: chemorepellent activity.
AUGAGUGAAGGGGCGGCCGCUGCCUCGCCACCUGGAGCCGCUUCGGCAGCCGCCGCCUCGGCCGAGGAGGGCACCGCGGCGGCUGCGGCGGCGGCGGCGGCGGCGGCGGCGGCGGGCGGGGGCCCGGACGGCGGCGGCGAAGGGGCGGCCGAGCCCCCCCGGGAGUUACGCUGUAGCGACUGCAUCGUGUGGAACCGGCAGCAGACGUGGCUGUGCGUGGUGCCUCUGUUCAUCGGCUUCAUCGGCCUGGGGCUCAGCCUCAUGCUGCUCAAAUGGAUCGUGGUGGGCUCCGUCAAGGAAUACGUGCCCACCGACCUGGUGGACUCCAAGGGGAUGGGCCAGGACCCCUUCUUCCUCUCCAAGCCCAGCUCCUUCCCCAAGGCCAUGGAGACGACCACCACGACCACCUCCACCACGUCCCCCGCCACCCCCUCCGCCGGCGGCGGCGCCGCCUCUUCCAGGACGCCCAACCGGAUUAGCACCCGCCUGACCACCAUCACGCGGGCGCCCACUCGCUUUCCCGGGCACCGGGUGCCCAUCCGGGCCAGCCCGCGCUCCACCACGGCACGGAACACUGCGGCCCCCCCGACGGUCUUGUCCACUACAGCCCCUUUCUUCAGUAGCAGCACUCCGGGCUCCCGACCCCCGGUGCCAGGAACCCCCAGUACCCAGGCCAUGCCCUCCUGGCCCACUGCGGCAUACGCUACCUCCUCCUACCUUCAUGAUUCUACUCCCUCCUGGACCCUGUCACCCUUUCAGGAUGCUGCCUCCUCCUCUUCCUCCUCCUCGUCUUCCUCCUCCUCUACCACCACCACGCCAGAAACUAGCACCAGCCCCAAAUUUCAUACAACGACAUAUUCCACUGAGCGAUCUGAGCACUUCAAACCCUGCCGGGACAAGGACCUUGCCUACUGUCUCAAUGAUGGCGAGUGCUUUGUGAUCGAAACCUUGACCGGAUCCCAUAAACACUGUCGGUGCAAAGAAGGCUACCAAGGAGUCCGUUGUGAUCAAUUUCUGCCGAAAACUGAUUCCAUCUUAUCGGAUCCAACAGACCACUUGGGGAUUGAAUUCAUGGAGAGUGAAGAAGUUUAUCAAAGGCAGGUGCUGUCAAUUUCAUGUAUCAUCUUUGGAAUUGUCAUCGUGGGCGUGUUCUGUGCAGCGUUCUACUUCAAAAGCAAGAAACAAGCUAAACAAAUUCAAGAACAGCUGAAAGAGCCACAUAAUGGUAAAAACUACAGUCUCAAAGCAUCUAGCACAAUGGCAAAGUCAGAGAACUUGGUGAAGAAUCAUGUCCAGAUGCAAAAUUAUUCAAAGGCGGAAAGGCAUCCUGUGACUGCAUUGGAGAAAAUGAUGGAGUCAAGUUUUGCCGGCCCCCAGUCAUUCCCAGAGGUCCCUUCUCCUGACAGAGGAAGCCAGUCUGUCAAACACCACAGGACUCUCUCCUCUUGCUGCAGCCCAGGGCAAAGGAGUGGUAUGCUCCACAGGAAUGCCUUCAGACGGACACCCCCCUCACCCCGAAGUAGAUUGGGUGGAAUCGUGGGACCAGCAUAUCAGCAACUCGAGGAAUCAAGGAUCCCAGACCAGGAUACAAUACCUUGCCAAGGGUAUUCUUCCAAUGGUUUAACAACCCAACAAAAUGCAUCAAUAAAUAUGCAACUGCCUUCAAGAGAGACAAACUCCUAUUUUAAUAGCUUGGAUCAAACGGACCUGAUGGGAUAUUCAUCCCCAAGGGCCAGUUCUGUGCCCAUCAUCCCUUCAGUGGGUCUAGAGGAAACCUGCAUGCAAAUGCCAGGGAUUUCUGAAGUCAAAAGCAUCAAAUGGUGCAAAAACUCCUACUCUGCUGAUAUUGUCAAUGUGAGUAUUCCAGUCAGCGAUUGUCUUAUAGCAGAACAACAAGAAGUGAAAAUAUUGCUAGAAACUGUCCAGGAACAGAUCCGAAUUCUGACUGAUGCCAGGCGGUCAGAAGACUACGAACUGGCCAGCAUAGAAACCGAGGACAGUGCGAGUGAAAACACAGCCUUUCUCCCCCUGAGUCCCACAGCCAAAUCAGAACGAGAGGCACAAUUUGUCUUAAGAAAUGAAAUACAAAGAGACCCUGCAUUGACCAAGUGACUUGAGAUGUAGGAAUCUGUGCAUUCUAUGCUUUGCUCAACAGGAAAGAAAGGAGAUUAAAUACAAAUUAUUUAUAUGCAUUAAUUUAAGAGCAUCUACUUAGAAGAAACCAAAUAGUCUAUCGCCCUCAUAUCAUAGUGUUUUUUAACAAAAUAUUUUUUUAAAGGGAAAGAAACGUUUCAGGAGGGAUAAAGCUUACAACUAAAGCUUUUGGGUAGAAUUCUGAAUACAAUUUCAGUUAGUCCCAACACUGUCCUCUUUGGCUCUUAGAUGUGGGCAAUUCAGACCCUCAGCCCCACAACGCCAGUGGCCUCAUAAAACAGCGCUGGCAGUUACCUGGUUUCAAAGAGAAGAGAUGUAUCCUGAGGGUGGACAUGCCAGUGAGCGGGUGGCCCUUGCCAUUUGGCUUGCCAAUCCCAACCCCUAAAUUUCUAUUCA